AACAUGGUGAAGUGUCGCUUGGUGGAGGACACGGCUCAAAGGGGAAGAAAGAGAAGAAGGAGAAAAAGGACCUAAUGUCCAAAAUACUCCCAAUGAUGGUGAUGCCUUUCCUCAUCUCCUCUUCAAUGAUCCCCUUGGUUCUGACCUCUCUCAAGUUCAUGCUGAUAAAGAGCAUGUUCGUUGGUAAAAUUGCCAUCCUCUUGAUCGCCAUAAACGCCUUCUGGAAGUCAGAAAACCGAGGAGGAGUCUACAGUCACAACAUCAACCUGCAGAAGGAAGAAAAGGACCUCUACUCCGCGCAUUACGGCUACAGCGGAGACGAAGAGUACGGAGCUUACGUGAACAGAAGACGAUCCGGUAGGCGAUGA
This is a messenger RNA of Nicrophorus vespilloides, 368 nucleotides long. RefSeq lists its product as uncharacterized. The annotation marks the transcript as partial. The record is from RefSeq and is a predicted model, not a curated record. NCBI's taxonomy places the organism in Eukaryota, Metazoa, Arthropoda, Insecta, Coleoptera, Silphidae. The transcript has a single exon.